Molecule: messenger RNA, 744 nt
Organism: Letharia columbiana
Lineage: Eukaryota; Fungi; Ascomycota; Lecanoromycetes; Lecanorales; Parmeliaceae
Exons: 3
Coding region: 1-744 (247 amino acids)
Biological process (GO): regulation of DNA-templated transcription
Molecular function (GO): zinc ion binding; DNA-binding transcription factor activity, RNA polymerase II-specific
Source: RefSeq, a predicted model, not a curated record
AUGUCUUCUAACAACUUCUCCACCUCCGCGCCCAAUUCACGGGCGCCAGUCCUGCCACAGACCCUCGUCUCCCUCGCAGAUCCUCCGCUCCUUGGCGGUGAUGAGCCGUUGAUCUUCGAUGAGCUCACCGGUCCCUAUGCCAUGCCCCCCAACGACUGGUAUGAGUGGGAGGAUCCCAUGCCCACGGUCACCUCUGUCCCAGGUCUGCAAGCAUCGCCUGAGCUUUGGGUACCCGUCGAUGCUGUAAGCAUUGCUCCGAGGCAAAGGCACCGCGCGCCGGCACCGACCAGGCAAGAGACAGAGGCAAGGCACCCGGAGCUUGCUAACAAGCCAGAACCAAAAAGGCGCAAGGCUCCCCCCGUUAAAGGGGUCUCCGGUCGGGUCAUCGAGAAGAAAGUGGAACAGGCUUGUAUGCGGUGCCGAGCCGCAAAACAGAAAUGCGACGGCGAGAAACCCCACUGCAGGCGGUGUACAAGGAGGAACCGAAGGUGCUCUUACGUUCCCACCGAGCGGCAGAUCGAAUGGGCUCAGAAGAAGGCGGCGGGAAGUGCCAAUACACCGCCUGAGUCUGUCGAGCAACCUAGGACAGUUGCAAUGACACCGCCGGAGAAUUACGUCCUUACGGCCCCGGGGCGAAGAAUUCUACCGCGUCCUGAAGCGCCAGGAGCGGCGUAUGGGAGGGUUUACAACCGCAUCGGCAGCAGCAGUAUGCAGAAGACCAAGAACUGGCUACAAGAUCCUUAG